UCUGGACGUCCACAGCAGGGAGCCGCUGAGCUCACCAUGGCUUCCCCCGGGCUCACCCUCCUCUGCUUUCUGCUCGGACUUCAGGGAUCCCUGGCUGCAGUCUUCGUGACCCAGGAGGAAGCGCAUAGUGUCCUCCGCAGGCAGCGGCGUGCCAACUCCUUCCUGGAGGAGCUGCGGCCAGGCUCCCUGGAGAGGGAGUGCAAGGAGGAGCAGUGCUCCUUCGAGGAGGCCCGCGAGAUCUUCAGGAGCCCGGAGAGGACGGUUGUCCCCUCUGUCCCAGACAAGAACGCCCAACUCAUCUGUGUGAACGAGAACGGCGGCUGUGAGCAGUACUGCAGCGACCGCGAGGGGGACAAGCGCUCCUGCCGGUGCCACGAGGGCUACGCGCUGCAACCGGACGGAGUGUCCUGCAUGCCCACAGCCAAAUACCCAUGUGGAAAAAUACCCAUUUUGGAAAAAAAGAACGCCAGCAACCCCCAAGGCCGAAUUGUGGGGGGCAGGGUGUGCCCCAAAGGGGAGUGUCCAUGGCAGGCCGUGCUGUUGCUGAACAGGGCGCUGCUCUGUGGGGGCACCCUGCUGGACCCUAGCUGGGUGGUGUCCGCAGCCCACUGCUUUGACAAGAUCCGGAGCUGGAGGAACCUGUCCGUGGUGCUGGGCGAGCAUGACCUCAGUGAGGACGACGGGGACGAGCAGGCCCGGUGGGUGGUGCARGUCAUCAUUCCCGACAAGUACAUCGUGGGCAAGACUGACCAUGACAUCGCACUUAUCCGCCUGCACCAGCCUGUGACCCUCACUGACCACGUGGUGCCCCUCUGUCUGCCGGAGAGGGCCUUCUCGGAGAACACGCUGGCCAGCAUCCGCUUCUCGUGGGUCAGCGGCUGGGGCCAGCUGCUGGACCGUGGUGCCACGGCCCUGGAGCUCAUGGCCAUCGAGGUGCCCAGGCUGAUGACCCAGGACUGUCUGGAGCAAUCCAAGCAGAGGCCGGACUCCCCGGUGGUCACAGAGAACAUGUUCUGUGCCGGCUACCUGGAYGGCAGCAAGGACGCCUGCAAGGGGGACAGCGGGGGCCCCCAUGCCACACGCUACAGAGGCACGUGGUACCUGACGGGCGUGGUCAGCUGGGGAGAGGGCUGCGCUGCCACCGGCCAUGUCGGGGUGUACACCCGGGUCUCCCAAUACACGGAGUGGCUCAACAGGCUCAUGGACUCCAAGCCCCAGCUGGGCAUCCUGCGGCGAGCCCCCUUCCCCUAGCUCCCCGGGAAGCCCAGCCCUGCCCUGGGGACGCUGCUGCCACUGGCCCUGUGUGGAGCUGCCCUGCAUCGAGUCCCACCCUCCUCACGCUCUUGGUGCCAGGGAGAGAAAGGAAGAAGCCCAGAGAGCGAGGGAUUGUCAGGAGAGGCAGGUGGCCAGCCCAGGGUGCCGGGCAGUCCUGAAGGAGGACUGCGGAAGGCCUGGCCUCCCCGCCUGGCCCCCCCCAGCACCCCGUCUGUGCGUGCCCUGCCUCUGAGACUGCACAGCUGUGUACAUGUGUGUACACACGGCGGGGGCCGCUCUGAGGGCUGUGGCUC
Molecule: messenger RNA, 1568 nt
Organism: Urocitellus parryii (Arctic ground squirrel)
Lineage: Eukaryota; Metazoa; Chordata; Mammalia; Rodentia; Sciuridae
Source: RefSeq, a predicted model, not a curated record